AUGGCGACAGCGCAGGAGAAGAAGCUGCCUUUUGGCAAGAUCGAUCUCUAUUCCAGCAAGUAUUUCUACGCCUGUACUGUGGGCGGUAUCAUCGGCCCAACUCACACGGCCGUCACGCCUCUCGACCUCGUUAAAUGCCGCCGCCAAGUCGAUCCCAGCAUCUACAAAUCCAAUACUUCCGCAUGGCGCUCAAUCUUCGCCAAGGAAGGGCUUCGCGGCGUCUUCUUCGGCUGGGCACCAACCUUCGUCGGCUACUCCCUGCAAGGCGCCGGCAAAUACGGAUUCUACGAAGUCUUUAAGUACUGGUACGGCGAACAGCUCUUCCCCAAUAGCAACCGGACCCUCGUCUACCUGGGCGCCAGCGCCAGCGCCGAGUUUAUCGCUGAUCUCGCCCUGUGUCCGUUCGAAGCGAUAAAAGUGCGCAUGCAAACUUCCCUGCCGCCCUACGCACAUACCUUGCGGGAGGGGUGGACAAAGGUGGUUGCGCAGGAUGGUGUGAAGGGGUUGUAUAAGGGGUUGUAUCCGCUGUGGGCGCGGCAGAUUCCGUAUACGAUGACCAAGUUUGCGACGUUUGAGGAAGCGGUGAAUUUGAUUUAUAGGACGAUGGGCGGGAGCAAGGAUAGUUACAGUCGGUUGACGCAGACCGGGGUCAGUUUUGCGGGCGGGUAUUUGGCAGGCAUUCUCUGUGCGAUUGUUAGCCACCCGGCUGAUGUCAUGGUCAGUAAGCUCAAUGCUGAGCGGAAGGCUGGUGAAGGCGCGAUGACGGCCGUGUCCCGGAUCUACGGCAAAAUCGGCUUUGUGGGAUUGUGGAAUGGUUUGCCAGUGAGGAUUGCCAUGUUGGGUACUCUGACUGGUUUCCAGUGGUUGAUCUACGACUCCUUCAAGGUGUUCUGCGGCUUACCCACUACUGGCGGCCAUUAG
Talaromyces proteolyticus is the source of this 921-nucleotide messenger RNA. Its product is annotated as putative mitochondrial phosphate transporter Pic2. Gene Ontology annotation, cellular component: mitochondrial inner membrane. Bases 1 to 921 code for a protein of 306 amino acids. The record is from RefSeq and is a predicted model, not a curated record. Gene Ontology annotation, biological process: mitochondrial phosphate ion transmembrane transport. NCBI's taxonomy places the organism in Eukaryota, Fungi, Ascomycota, Eurotiomycetes, Eurotiales, Trichocomaceae. The transcript has 4 exons. Gene Ontology annotation, molecular function: phosphate transmembrane transporter activity.